UGAGGGGUGGACUCGUGCUCCUAGGGGUCCCCGCCCCACCUUGUCUCUCUGAGGGUGACGGCCUCUGCUGCUUCAGCUUGGCCCGCCCCGCCCUGAAGUCAAACAGGGUGCAGGCGGCGGCAGCUUGAAGACAAACAGAAAAUUGUCCUUUGGAGUGGCUUCAACAAGUUGUGGUUGUCGGGAGUGAACAGUGUGGCGGUGUUUCCUGUGUGUCGUGGCGUGUCGUGCCGCGCUGUGCCGUGUUGGUACUCAGGUGUGGGGAACAGCGUGCACGGGACGAGGUGCACCCACCGGGACACAGCUGUGGGACGCCUGUGUCAGGGUGUCGAGGCACAGCAGGCCGCUGGUGUCUGUAAGUGGCCCGCACCGCCCGUGUCCUGCCUGCAGUGUGGGACUGUGUUGUGUGGCUGUGGCGGCCGUGGCGCAUCGGGUGUGCGUGCCUGGGCCUGGCGCUGCCGCUAUCAACUGUCAUUGUGUGCCACAGAUUACCCGCGGCGGCGGUGGCGGCGGCGACGGUGCUGACUGACGUGAGUCUCCGCCGCUGCCGUCGGGCCCACCUCCGGGGUUCAGAUUGUGUAACAGACUAUGUGAUAAUACCCUUGACUCCCUGUGGACACUUGAGUCUAGUGAGUGUGUGAAAGAAUGAGUGCCAUGCCGCGCCCUGCCCCCCGCCAGGCCCCGCGGUGAGUCAGGCGCGCUCCCCCACGCGUUGUGGAAGCAGGUUAAGCCUCCCCCCGGGUCAUGUCGCGGUCGGCGUCGGUUUCGGUGCCGCGGCGCGAGCUGUAUGUGGUGCCCGAGCGGCGUGCCUCUCUGGAGCUGGAGGACGCGCCGCGCCUCCUCCACGACCAGCCGCGGGAGUACGAGUCGUGGCCCUGCGACUCUUUCUUCCUGCUACCGGACGCAGUGCUGGCCAUGGACGCCGGCGCCUUCCGUGCCGACCUCAUGUCCCUCGACCCUGCCCUCUCGGCCUCCCUGCCUGACUGGGACCUUCCGGGCCUGACGGGGCGUGCCGCCUCACCCUCACAGGACCCGCCCUACAGGACCCGUGGCCCAGGAGGUCACGGCGGUCCCUUUACCCACAAGGCGGACCGCCGCUCCCUCACCCUACUUGACCACCACGAGGGCCUCACCGUGCACUCCGCCGGCCAGGGCACCGUGCUUAUAGGUAAGUGUUUGCCCACCGCGGGGUGUGGGGAGUUACCUUCUCUCCUCCCCUUCCCUCUCCCCGCUCCGGCCCUGCAGAAACAUUCCCGUAAUUAG
Messenger RNA from Eriocheir sinensis (Chinese mitten crab), 1260 nucleotides. RefSeq lists its product as uncharacterized. Lineage: Eukaryota; Metazoa; Arthropoda; Malacostraca; Decapoda; Varunidae. The record is from RefSeq and is a predicted model, not a curated record. The coding region runs from base 742 to 1260 and encodes 172 amino acids. The transcript is spliced from 2 exons.